Messenger RNA from Pseudomyrmex gracilis, 3286 nucleotides. Its product is annotated as gamma-glutamyltranspeptidase 1-like. Gene Ontology annotation, biological process: glutathione catabolic process. The record is from RefSeq and is a predicted model, not a curated record. Gene Ontology annotation, cellular component: plasma membrane. Gene Ontology annotation, molecular function: glutathione gamma-glutamate hydrolase. The transcript has 10 exons. The coding region runs from base 607 to 2658 and encodes 683 amino acids. NCBI's taxonomy places the organism in Eukaryota, Metazoa, Arthropoda, Insecta, Hymenoptera, Formicidae.
UUGCUAUAUUUUAAUUUUUUUAAUUUGAAAAGAACUCAGCUAUAUAUUUAUUCAAAAUUAGUGAAAUUUUAGGCAUAAUAUAACGACGACCGGUUUCUCCCCGCAUGUCUGAGCCAACUCUCGCCCAAGUUAGGACUUUAUGCACCGUCUCUCUAUACUUUAGUCCGUAGUUUUUGUAUAAUAUAUUUUACAGCUACGGCCCUGCCGUGGCAUUGCGCACACUCGCAUCGAUUUUGACGAAUGCUCAGCUGAUGUACUUGCAUGCGUCGUUUCGCGAUUCUGCGUUCCUUUCGAAACGUGCGUGAAAUCGUCACCGGUGGAUACAUCUUCCGAUAAUUUAUCGACUCGUGCACGUAUAUCUCUCUUUCACGAUAGUUCUUUAUCUUUCGAUCAAUUGUCUCGCUUUUUUUGUACUCGUUUGUACGUCUGACGAGCAAGAACGAAGGGGUUCUCAUGCGCUCUCGUGACGAGCACUCACAGCUGUCGAACACCGUGUUUCCGAUCGAAAUUACGUUUCACCUGCCCGAAAUGUAAACAGAGAGUCGUCGAUAUGACGUGGAAUUUCUCGACGUGAGCCCCGUUCGAGGGAUAGAGCAGCGGUUGUAGAUGGUGACGAGUAAACGGCAUGUCUUCCACAGAGGAACCAUGAGAGUGUCCUCGGCCUCGUCCAGCACGAGUUCCGUGUACACCAGUGCCGACGAUGCGCGCCAAUUCAUUAGUCACGAGGCUGGUCAGUUUCCCGAUACGGAUGACGUCGGAACUACUUGGCUCCUCGGUUCGCGCGGCAGGUCGAAACGAGUUUUCGAGAGGUUUAAAAUAACCAAUUUGUCGCACGAAGAGGUUAAAAGAAUAACUAACAGAGCGUACCGAGCGGGGAUGGUGAUAAUUGGUACGAUAAUGACGAUACUACUUUUGUUCACGAUAAUCGUAUCUGUUCUGUCUUACCACCGGAACACAGCGAUGCAUACGCAGAAAAAUAAAAAUCUGAUACCUCCUGAUCCGGUGGAGACGCAGCCGCCGUCGUGGAGCGAAUUGAGAACUUUCAAACGUGGCGCCGUUUGCGCAGAUGGUGUGCCAUGCGCCGUUAUUGGCAAGUCAAUUUUAGAACGGAACGGAUCAGCGGUGGACGCCGCAUUGGCGGCGCUGAUUUGCAACGGUCUUGUCAACAUGCAAAGUUUGGGAUUAGGGGGUGGAUUUAUGAUGACAAUCUACGAAAGAUCCACGCGCCGGGCACUCGUUCUCAACGCGAGAGAUCGAGCACCAUUGGCGGCGAACGCCACCAUGUUUCACGGAAAACCCGCGAAUGUGUCUUCGCUUGGCGCAUUGUCGGUCGCCGUUCCCGGCGAACUGGCCGGUUAUUGGGAAGCCCAUCAAAAAUUCGGCGUCUUACCAUGGGCGGAGUUGUUCAAUCCGAGUAUCGAGCUCUGCGAAAAGGGCUACGAGUUGACAUUAGUACAAUACGAUGGCCUUAUGUACAAUAAGAAAAGCAUUUAUAACGACCCAACUCUAAGGGAAUUAUUUGUCGAUCCUGCGACCAACGAAUUCAGGAAGCCGGGAUCCAUAAUCAAACCUCUCGUGCUUUGCAAAACCAUGCGAAUUAUCGCUGAGAACGCGACGGAAUUUUACAACGGCACGAUUGGACAGCUUCUCGUGGACGAUCUGAAGGAACUCGGAGGCAUCAUAACGAUGCAGGACCUCAACGAAUACAAAGUUUCGUGGAACGAACCGAUUCAGGCGAACCUCUCGGACGGCACGCAACUGUUCACCACGGGUCUACCCAGCAGCGGUGCUCUUCUCACGUUUAUCCUCAACGUCUUCGACGAAUACGGCUUCACGCCGGACAGUGUGGCCGAUUUUAACGCGACGAUUCUUACGUAUCACAGAAUGAUAGAGACGUUCAAACACGCGUACGCAUUUAGGGCGAAUCUGGGCGACCCAGAUUUUGUUAAUAUGACUGAAAUACUUAAAAAUCUGACUUCGAAAAGCUUCGCACGCGAAAUACGAAAGAAGAUAAGCGACGAGCACACGUGGAAGGACGCGCGACACUACGGCUCUUCCAUCUACGCCGGUGCCGAGGAUCACGGUACUGCUCACAUAUCGAUACUGGCUCCGAAUGGCGACGCCGUGUCAGUGACCAGCACCAUUAAUUUUUACUACGGGAGCGGAAUAGUCAGCAGAAGAACCGGUAUUUUGCUGAACAACGCUAUGGACGAUUUCAGUAUUCCGUCGAAAAUCAAUUAUUUCGGUAUAAGACCCAGUGUCAACAAUUACAUCGCGCCUAAGAAGCAACCGCUGUCCUCGAUGGUGCCGUCCGUUUUCGUCGAUCGUCACGGCGACGUCAAGAUGGUUGUUGGUGCCGCUGGUGGCACAAAAAUUACAACCGCAGUGUCUCAAGCGACUGCAAAGAUCCUUUGGAUGGACCAAACCGUGAAGGAGGCGGUGGACGCGCCGAGAAUACAUCAUCAAUUGUUUCCGUCGGAAGUGACUUACGAGUAUGGCGUUCCAAAACAAGUGAUCGACGGCCUGAAACGUCUGGGACACGCCACCCUACGUUACCGAGAUCGCGGUAGCAUACUUUGCGUGAUACUUUACAACAAUUUCACGAUUUUCGCGAACGCUGAUUAUCGCAAAGGCGGCGAUGUCUCCGGAAUCGAUUGAAUUGACAAUUUGAAGUGUUUACUAGUUUAGUCAAAACUAGUCAUUCUCUUUAAAGACUGAAACUUUUUCUAAACUUCCAUACUAUAAUGCAAAUUAUAAUUUUUUUGCGAUUAUUAUGAUAUUGUAUCAGUACGACCACAAAUUUUGUUAUUGCGUUCAGCAAUAGUUAAUUCACGGUAUUUAUAGUAUCAUUCAUGUGGUUAUUGCGGAUCGCAUUUCUUUGAUCCGUAUCUUCUCAAAUUUAUCUUCCUAUGAAUUUUUAUGUAAGAGACAUGUAAAUAAACAAGCGAACAUUUAUAGUACGUUUAUACAAUAACGUCAACGAAUUUUACUUAGUGAUAUUUUACUCGAAUGCUACGUUGAUUCGCACGAUCAAUAUUCUUAGCAUGAAGCGUGUCCCGCACACGUGACGCUUAUUGAACACUUCAACCUCGUAGCGCAUUUUUAAAAUAAAUGUAAAAUCUCGAGGUCGUUAUAAAUGGUGUAAUUGAUUUACUUCCUACUUUAAAUUGCGCUAUGUUACACAUCAAAUGUCUUCGCUUUGGUUCUUACACGAUUCCGAACUUAUAGUUUACAGUUGGCACAAAAUGUUUCAAAUUACUUUCUUCGAUAAUUUUAUCGUAUAAUA